AUGGCAAAGAGGUCAAUUGCCCUCGAUGCUAUUAUCAACGAAUCAGUUGAUCUGGAGAACAUACCUCUUGAAGAAGUUUUUGAAAAUCUUAAAUGUACAAGAGAUGGUUUGAGCUCCGAUGAAGUUCAAGGACGGUUGGAAUUGUUUGGAUACAAUAAACUUGAAGAGAAAAAGGAAAGUAAAAUUCUGAAGUUUUUGGGCUUUAUGUGGAAUCCUCUGUCAUGGGUGAUGGAAGCAGCAGCUAUAAUGGCCAUUGCUCUUGCACAUGGUGGGCACAAGGGCCCAGAUUAUCAUGACUUUGUUGGCAUCGUGGUUUUACUCAUUACCAAUUCUACUAUCAGCUUUAUUGAGGAAAAUAAUGCUGGUAAUGCAGCUGCGGCUCUUAUGGCUCGGUUGGCUCCAAAAGCCAAGGUGUUACGUGAUGGGAGAUGGAGUGAGGAAGAUGCUUCAGGGUUGGUUCCCGGUGACUUAGUGUUACGUGAUGGGAGAUGGAGUGAGGAAGAUGCUUCAGAGUUGGUUCCCGGUGACUUAGUCAGUAUCAAACUUGGAGACAUUGUUCCUGCUGAUGCACGUCUACUAGAAGGAGAUCCUCUAAAGAUUGAUCAGAUCAGGUUUUGCCAGUCUUUAGUGUUUCACUUCAAAGUAGAACGCCUCUUUGAGGCUGGAGUUGAUGAUUCUUCAAAGCCUCAGCAUGAAGGUCAAGUGAAGAGAUUGACUUGUUCAUUGGCAACCCCAUGUGGAAAUUUUUUUGAAAGGUCCCCUUCUGAUUCUGCUCUUACUGGAGAAUCUUUGCCAGUAACCAAGCAUCCUGGUGAAGGGGUUUACUCGGGUUCAACAUGUAAGCAAGGUGAAAUUGAAGCAGUUGUUAUUGCAACUGGGGUUCAUACUUUCUUUGGCAAAGCAGCUCAUCUUGUGGAAAACACUACACAUGUUGGACAUUUCCAAAAGGUUUUAACAGCAAUUGGGAACUUCUGCAUUUGCUCAAUUGCUGUUGGAAUGGUGAUUGAAAUCAUCGCUAUAUAUGGGAUUCAUCAGAGGAGCUAUCGUGUUGGAAUCGAUAACCUUCUUGUCCUACUGAUUGGUGGGAUUCCCAUUGCAAUGCCAACAGUUCUUUCUGUUACCAUGGCUAUAGGUUCACAUCGCUUAUCUCAGCAGGGUGCCAUCACAAAGAGAAUGACUGCUAUCGAGGAAAUGGCUGGGAUGGAUGUGCUAUGUAGUGAUAAAACAGGCACACUGACACUUAACAAGCUUACUGUGGACAAAAACCUGAUUGAGGUUUUUGUCAAAGGUGUUGAAAAGGAUAUGGUUGUAUUAAUGGCUGCAAGAGCAUCAAGGAUGGAGAAUCAAGAUGCUAUUGAUGCUGCAAUUGUUUCAAUGCUGGCAGACGCUAAGGAGGCUCGGGCUGGAAUUAACGAAGUUCACUUCCUCCCAUUCAAUCCAACUGACAAAAGGACAGCUCUUACAUACACAGAUAAAGCUGGUAAAAUGCACAGAGUGAGCAAGGGCGCACCAGAGCAGAUUCUCAAUCUAGCACAUAACAAAUCAGAAAUUGCACGGAAGGUACAUUCUAUGAUUGACAAAUUUGCAGAACGUGGGCUCCGUUCCCUUGGAGUUGCUCGCCAGGAAGUACCUGCGGGUAAGAAAGACAGUCCUGGUGGUCCCUGGGAAUUUGUUGGCCUUCUCCCUCUCUUUGACCCUCCUCGUCAUGAUAGUGCUGAAACGAUUAGGAGAGCUCUAGAUCUUGGUGUGAGUGUGAAGAUGAUAACAGGUGACCAACUGGCAAUAGCUAAGGAAACGGGAAGACGGCUUGGAAUGGGGUCAAAUAUGUACCCUUCUUCAUCUUUGUUGGGUGAUAGCAAGGAUGGGGCAGUUGGAGCUCUACCAAUUGAUGAACUCAUUGAGAAAGCUGAUGGUUUUGCUGGAGUCUUUCCUGAACACAAAUAUGAGAUUGUGAGGAGACUACAAGAUAGAAAACACAUCUGUGGAAUGACAGGUGAUGGUGUAAAUGAUGCACCUGCCUUAAAGAAAGCUGACAUCGGAAUUGCUGUGGCAGAUUCUACAGACGCUGCGCGUGGUGCUUCUGAUAUAGUUCUAACAGAACCUGGACUGAGUGUAAUCAUUAGUGCUGUCCUAACAAGCCGCGCAAUCUUCCAGAGAAUGAAAAACUACACGAUAUAUGCUGUUUCAAUUACUAUUCGUAUUGUGGUAAGCUUUCUGCUAGGUUUUAUGUUGCUGAAUGUUUUCUGGAAGUUUGACUUCCCUCCUUUUAUGGUUCUUGUCAUUGCCAUUCUUAAUGAUGGUACUAUCAUGACUAUUUCCAAAGACAGGGUCAAACCUUCUCCCCUUCCGGACAGUUGGAAGCUCAGUGAAAUUUUUGCAACUGGGAUUGUCCUUGGUGCAUACUUGGCUAUAAUGACUGUUGUAUUCUUCUGGGCAGCAUAUGACACUAAUUUCUUUAAGAAUACUUUCCAUGUAAAGGACUUCAACCAGCAUAACUUCAAUAUGUCAAACGAGGACGAAGCUAAGCCACUUAGAGAAAUGUUGGCAUCUGCUGUUUAUCUUCAAAUCAGCACCAUCAGUCAAGCCUUAAUAUUUGUGACUCGCUCUAGGGGCUGGUCUUUCACAGAACGACCUGGUCUUCUGCUUGUAAUUGCCUUCAUUCUUGCUCAAUUGAUUGCAACUGUGAUAUCUGCCACUGCUACCUGGAAGCCUGCUGGAAUCAGAAAGAUAGGUUGGGGCUGGACAGGUGUCAUCUGGUUGUACAAUAUACUGACUUACAUGCUUCUUGAUCCUAUCAAAUUUGCUGUUCGAUAUGCCCUUAGUGGACGGGCCUGGGGUCUGGUGGUGGAAAAAAGAGUGAGUGUGACUGGAACCCCCUCAUAA
This is a messenger RNA of Ilex paraguariensis (yerba mate), 2883 nucleotides long. The record is from the annotation of a GenBank genome assembly. NCBI's taxonomy places the organism in Eukaryota, Viridiplantae, Streptophyta, Magnoliopsida, Aquifoliales, Aquifoliaceae.